GCCCUGCGGUUAGGACCCUCGCGGGGGGCUUGUGGCUCCCCCUCCUCCCACUGACAACUGCCCUAACUGCUCUUCCUGCCCCGGUCACACUGAAAAUGUAGACGGGCUCGUUGUACCUACGACUGUGCGCCACGGCUCGGGGAGGGGCGUCCCCCUGGAAAUAUUGAACAUAAUCGCUUCUCCAGACUAUGUUAGGUCUUAAUGGUGGGAGGACUCCUGGGUGCCCCGCCCUUUCACCCCAGGGUUGGGGCAGUGGGUUAUGACGCUAUCAGAGGGCGCCAGAGCAGGGACCUGACGCGAGUUGGAGAUGUUGGACUCGCUGUUGGCUCUGGGCGGCCUGGUGCUGCUUCGGGAUUCCGUGGAGUGGGAGGGGCGCAGUCUGUUGAAGGCGCUUGUCAAGAAAUCUGCACUAUGUGGGGAGCAAGUGCAUAUCUUGGGCUGUGAAGUAAGCGAGGAAGAGUUUCGUGAAGGUUUUGACUCCGAUAUCAAUAAUCGGCUGGUUUACCAUGACUUCUUCAGAGAUCCUCUCAACUGGUCAAAAACUGGGGAAGCCCUUCCUGGGGGACCACUGGGAGCCUUGAGAGCCAUGUGCAAUAGGACAGAUCUUGGUCCUGUCACCAUCGCUCUCGAUUCACUCAGCUGGCUGCUGCUUCAUCUUCCCUGCACCACACUCUGCCAGACCCUGCAUACAGUGAGCCAUCAGGACUCCUGUCCUGGUGACGGCUCCCCAGUGGGGAAGGUGCAUGUGCUGGGCUUGCUACACGAAGAGCUUCAUGGACCAGGCCCCAUGGGAGCUCUCAGCAGCCUUGCUCAGACUGAGGUGACCCUGGGCGGUAUAAUGGGCCAGGCUUCGGCCCGCAUCUUGUGUCGGCGGCCCCGACAGCGCCCAACUGAUCAGACUCAGUGGUUCUCCAUCCUUCCAGACUUCAGCCUGGAUCUCCAAGAGGGGCCCUCCAUAGAGUCCCAGCCCCACUCAGAUCCUCAUAUACCCCCGGUGGAUCCCACAGCUCAUUUGACCUUUAACCUUCACCUGUCCAAGAAAGAGAGAGAAGCCAGAGAUAACCUGACCCUGCCCUUCCAGUUCAGCUCUGAAAAACAGGAGGCUCUACUGCGGCCUAGGCCAAGCCAGGCUACCAGCCACAUCUUCUAUGAGCCAGAUGCUUAUGAUGACCUGGACCAAGAAGACCCAGAUGAUGACCUAGAUAUCUGACUGGCCAAAUUUUAUUAGACUGUAAUUGGAAGGGGCACGGGAAGACUUUGGGCCCAGAACCAUCUCUGUUGUUUGUGCUGGCCUUAUCCCUGCCCCACCUUGGUUCCCCUUGUCUAUGGAGCCCCACCCCAUGAGCCAGAAAGCAGUGUCUCAUUAGGACUGAAGGUAGGAUGAAGACAUAGGGUAGCAUGAGAGAGUAGAACACCCCCAUGCCUAAUAAAAUUUUUUUUAUUAAAAAA
Messenger RNA from Sapajus apella (tufted capuchin), 1449 nucleotides. It is a transcript of the gene ELP5, whose product is annotated as elongator acetyltransferase complex subunit 5. The transcript is spliced from 8 exons. Gene Ontology annotation, biological process: tRNA wobble uridine modification. Gene Ontology annotation, molecular function: tRNA binding. Lineage: Eukaryota; Metazoa; Chordata; Mammalia; Primates; Cebidae. The coding region runs from base 308 to 1210 and encodes 300 amino acids. The record is from RefSeq and is a predicted model, not a curated record. Gene Ontology annotation, cellular component: nucleus; elongator holoenzyme complex; cytosol.